GUCCCAGAAUGCAGCGCAUGGCGCGUCAUUGAAGAGAGACCAUGAUGGCGGCGGUCGGUGCACCAGAAGUGAUUUCACAGCUGGAAAGCGCUGCCAAAGUUUUAAUGGCACCGCCGUCCAUGGUCAGUACAGAGCAGAGGCAGCACGCAGAGCACAUAUUCCUCUCCUUCAGGAAGUCCAAAUCACCCUUCGCUAUCUGCAAGCACAUACUAGAGACCAGUAAGGUGGACUAUGUGCUCUUCCAGGCGGCCACAGCCAUCAUGGAGGCGGUGGUGCGGGAGUGGAUCCUCCUGGAGAAGGCCAGCAUCGAGUCUCUCCGCACAUUCCUCCUUACUUAUGUCUUACAGAGACCCAAUCUUCAGAAGUAUGUCCGUGAGCAGGUCCUGCUGGCCGUGGCGGUCAUUGUGAAGCGGGGCUCGCUGGAUAAGUCCAUCAACUGCAAGGGCAUCUUCCAUGAAGUCAGUCAGCUCAUCAGCAGCGGCAAUCCCACAGUGCAAACAUUGGCCUGCUCCAUCCUGACAGCGCUACUCAGCGAGUUCUCCAGCUCCAGCAAGACCAGCAACAUCGGCCUCAGCAUGGAGUUCCACGGCAACUGCAAGCGCCAGUUCCAGGAGGACGAUCUGAGGCAGAUCUUCAUGCUUACCAUGGAGGUUCUUCAGGAGUUCAGCCGCAGGGAGAACCUCAACGCCCAGAUGUCCUCUGUGUUCCAGCGUUACCUGGCGCUGGCCAAUCAGGUGCUCAGCUGGAACUUCCUGCCACCCAAUCUGGGCAGGCACUACAUCGCCAUGUUUGAGGCCACCCAGAACGUCAUGCUGAAGCCCACAGAGGCCUGGAGGGACGCCCUGCUGGACACGCGGGUCAUGGAUCUUUUCUUCACCGUACACAGGAAGAUCCGGGAAGACUCGGACAUGGCCCAGGAUUCCCUGCAGUGCCUGGCCCAGUUGGCCUCCAUGCAUGGGCCAAUCUUUCCGGACGAGAACGCGCAGGUCACAUACCUGGCUCACCUGGUGGAGGGCCUCCUAAACAUGAUCAACGGUAUUGAGAUCGAGGACUCUGAGGCCGUCGGCAUCUCCAACAUCAUCAGUAACCUGAUCACCACAUUCCCCCGGAGCAUCCUCACAGCGUUGCCUAGCGACCUCUUCUCCUCCUUUAUCAACUGCCUGACUCUCCUCACAUGCUCUUUUGGACGCAGCGCUGCCCUAGAGGAAGUGCUGGAUAAAGAUGACAUGGUGUAUAUGGAGGCGUACGAUAAGCUGCUGGAGUCGUGGCUGACGCUGGUGCAGGACGACGAGCACUUCCCACGCGGCUGCUUCGUCCAGCCCGCCGUGCAGGUCUUCAACUCCUACAUCCAGUGCCACCUGGCCGCGCCCGACGGCACCAGGAACCUGACGGCGAACGGCGUGGCAUCUCAUGAUGAGGAUGAGAUAAAUGAGCUCCAGGAGGAUGACCGGGAACUGUUCUCAGACCAGUUGGCCAGUAUUGGCAUGCUGGGCCGCAUCGCAUCCGACCACUGCAUCCCCCUUCUCACCAGCUUACUGGAGGACCGGGUCACGCGGCUGCACGGCCAGCUCCAGCGACACCAGCAGCACCUAAUGUCCUCACCGGACCCCGGUUCAGUGGAUCGGAAGGUUCUAGACGACCUCUAUGAAGACAUUCAUUGGCUCAUACUAGUUACAGGCUACCUCUUGGCAGAUGACCCUCAGGGCGAGACUCCUCUGAUACCGUCUGAGGUGAUGGAGUACUCCAUCAAGCACUCCACCGAGGUGGACAUCAACACCACCCUACAGCUGCUCGGCUCCCCCGGCGAGAAGGCCUCCUCUAUCCCAGGGUGCAACAGGACUGACUCAGUCAUCAGGUUGUUGUCGGCGGUGUUGCGGACGUCGGAGGUGGAAUCUCGUGCCACGCGGGCCAGUCUCACAGAGCUGCUCAGUCCACAAAUGGGCAAGGACAUCGUCUGGUUUCUACGGCGAUGGGCCAAGACUUACCUGUUGGUGGACGAGAAACUUUAUAGCCAGAUAAGCAUCCCUCUGAGCACAGCGUUUGGGGCGGACACGGAAGGCGCGCAGUGGAUUGUGGGAUACCUGCUGGAGAAGGUGAUCAGUAACCUGUCGGUAUGGAGCUCAGAGCCUGACCUGGCCAACGACACAGUGGAGCUGCUCGUCACCCUGGUGGAAAAGAGGGAGAGGGCCAACAUCGUGGUUCAGUGUGAGAACUGGUGGAACCUGGCCAAGCAGUUCGCUAGUCGGAGUCCGCCGCUCCACCUGCUGUCCAGUUCGGUCCAACGCACGCUCAUGAAGGCGCUGGUGCUGGGCGGCUUCGCCCACAUGGACUCCGACACCAAGCAGCAGUACUGGGCCGAGGUUCUGCACCCACUCCAGCAGCGCUUCCUCAAUCUCAUCAACCAGGAGAACUUCGCCCAGAUCUGCCAGGAGGAGGCGGUCAAGCGCGAGAUCGUGGCCACGCUGGAGGCGCUCUGCGGCAUCGCCGAGGCUACGCAGAUCGACAACGUUGCGUCGCUCUUCAGCUUCCUCAUGGACUUCCUGUCCAGCUGCAUCGGCCUGAUGGAGGUGUAUCGCAACACGCCCGACACGGUCAACCUCAUCAUUGAGGUGUUCGUGGAGGUCGCCCACAAACAGAUCUGCUACCUAGGAGAGACUAAGUCCAUGAAGCUGUAUGAGGCGUGCCUGACGCUGCUGCAGGUCUACUCCAAGAACAAUCUGGGCCGUAAGCGUGUGGAUGUGACGGCCGAGGAGGACCAGUACCAGGACCUGCUCCUCAUCAUGGAGCUACUGACCAACCUGUUGUCCAAAGAGUUCAUCGACUUUAGCGACACCGGUGAGGUUGAGGAUGAAGUGUUCCGGGGCCAGGAGCAGAGCUCGGGAGCGGGGCGGUCGGUGUCGGCGGCCGACGUGGUUCUGUUCGGGGUGAACAUCGUGCUGCCGCUCAUGUCUCAGGACCUGCUGAAGUUUCCGUCUCUGUGUAACCAGUAUUAUAAGCUCAUCACCUUCAUCUGUGAGAUCUUCCCUGAGAAGAUUCCUCAGCUGCCCGAGGAGCUGUUCAAGAGCCUCAUGAUCUCGCUCGAGCUCGGCAUGACCUCAAUGAGCUCGGAGAUCAGCCAACUCUGUCUAGAGGCUCUCUCCCCAUUGGCUGAGCAGUGUGCCAAGACCCAAGAAACUGACACGCCCCUUUUUAUUGCCACCCGACACUUCCUCAAGCUGGUGUUUGACAUGCUGGUGCUGCAGAAGCACAACACUGAGAUGACGGUGGCAGCAGGAGAGGCUCUCUAUACUCUCGUGUGCCUGCACCAGGCGGAGUACUCUGAGCUGGUGGAGACUCUGCUGUCCAGCCAGAGGGACGCGGUCAUCUACCAGCGGCUGGCCGACGCCUUCAACAAGCUGACAGCCAGCAGCACGCCCCCAGCCAUGGACCGCAAACAGAAGGUGGCCUUUCUCAAGAGCCUGGAGGAGUUUGUGGCCAAUGUGGGCGGCCUGCUCUGCGUCAAAUAACCACUGCCCCCUACAGACCCCAGCCCCCCUCUCUCUCUUCGACCAACCCCCAACAUCCAGAGCCACUCGCUCUCCACACACACACACACACACACACACAUUCUGACAUGCAAGCACACACACAUCUACCCAAUUGUGGACUUAUAGGUUAGCCUCCUGGCUAAGACUGGUUUUGCUGGCCAUCCCACACACACACACACACACACACACACACACACACAGACCCCAUCCCCUUGCACUGGUGGAGAAAAGAAUCUGUAAGCUGCACUGUUGGACUGGAUUAGAGCACUGAAGUGACAAGGGGAAGUCUUCGGAGGAGUCCUAGCAAUGUGUGUGUGUGUGAGUGAGUGUGCGAGCGUGUGUGUGCGUGCGCGUGCGUGUGUGUGAGAAU
Messenger RNA from Alosa alosa (allis shad), 3897 nucleotides. RefSeq names its product exportin 4 (gene xpo4). Bases 42 to 3506 code for a protein of 1154 amino acids. Gene Ontology annotation, biological process: protein export from nucleus. The record is from RefSeq and is a predicted model, not a curated record. Gene Ontology annotation, molecular function: nuclear export signal receptor activity. Gene Ontology annotation, cellular component: nuclear pore; cytoplasm. Lineage: Eukaryota; Metazoa; Chordata; Actinopteri; Clupeiformes; Clupeidae. The transcript has 23 exons.